ACCAAUUCUCACACACACACACACACACACACACACUCUCCACACUCAUCCAUCCAAACAAUGUCUUAUGUGCCUCCUCACCUCCGUAAGUCAGUCGCCGCCACCGUCACCGCCACAGCAACAGCCACCACCACCACCACCACAACCGCCACCCCCACAAACGUAGAUAACAUCACCACAAACCACAAACUUAACUCUAAAUCCAACAACAAUGCCUUUUCUAAUUCAACUCCUAGACGGAGCUCAGCCAACAACCACAUCCAACCGUCGAGAGCCCUCGCUGUUCCUAACGUAGUGCUUCCUCAAUGGAAGCCUUCUGAACGCGUUCUACGUCUUAAACCCGAGCAGAUAGAAGAGGUCAGAUUACGACUCAAUGUUGAUGUUACUGUCACUCCUGACUCCCCUGCAGCACCUGCACCAAUUGAAUCCUUUACAGAUAUGUGUCUGGCCUCAAGCAUCAUGAAGGAUAUUGCUAUUCAUGAAUACACAACACCUACUUCUAUACAGGCCCAGGCAAUGCCUGUUGCUCUAAGUGGAAGGGAUCUUUUAGGCUGUGCAGAAACAGGCAGUGGUAAAACUGCUGCUUUCACAAUACCCAUGAUACAGCAUUGUAUAGCUCAGCCUCCUGUUCGGAGGGGAGAUGGUCCUUUAGCACUAGUGCUGGCUCCCACCAGAGAGCUUGCACAGCAGAUAGAGAAAGAGGUGAAAGCUUUCAGUCAAUCAGUGGAGUCUUUCAGAACUGCAAUCGUUGUGGGUGGAACAAACAUUGCUGACCAGAGGUCUGAGCUAAGGGCAGGAGUGGAAAUUGUGGUUGCUACUCCUGGAAGAUUUAUUGAUCAUUUACAACAGGGAAACACAUCUCUCACACGGAUUUCAUAUGUUGUUCUUGAUGAAGCAGAUAGAAUGCUUGAUAUGGGGUUUGAACCUCAAAUAAGAGAGGUGAUGCAUAAUCUUCCAGAAAAGCAUCAGACACUGCUGUUCAGUGCAACUAUGCCAGUGGAGAUUGAAGCAUUAGCACAGGAAUAUUUGACAAAUCCAGUACAAGUGAAGGUUGGAAAAGUGAGCAGCCCAACAGAGAAUGUAUCCCAAACAUUGGAGAAGAUUUCCGAAAGUGAAAAGAUUGAUCGGUUGCUAUCUUUGCUUGUUGAGGAGGCUGCACUGGCUGAAAAAUUAGGCCACCCAUUUCCCUUAACAAUUGUAUUUGUUGAACGGAAGACGAGGUGUGAUGAAGUAGCUGAAGCUUUGGUAGCUCAGGGUUUAAAUGCUGUUGCUCUUCAUGGAGGCCGAACUCAGAGCGAAAGAGAGGGUGCUCUCCGUGAUUUUAGACAUGGUCCCACUAACAUCUUGGUUGCUACUGAUGUUGCCUCUAGGGGUCUAGAUGUUACAGGAGUUGCUCAUGUAGUAAACCUGGACCUCCCAAAGACAAUGGAGGACUAUGUGCACCGAAUUGGAAGGACAGGGCGUGCAGGAUCAACAGGAAGAGCUACUUCAUUCUAUACAGACCGUGAUAUGUUUCUUGUAUCGCAAAUAAGGAAAGCAAUAGCAGAUGUUCAAUCUGGGAACACUGUAGCUUUUGCCACUGGCAAGGUUGCACGGAGGAAGGAGAGAGAAGCAGCAGCAGCACAGAAAGAGGCUCGGAUGGCACAAUCAAAGCUGCCAGCAACAAUAUCAUCCAUAAAUGUGGAAGACAAGUACAAGUACAUGAUUUCCCCGGCUCCCAAUGCCAUGAUCAAGAAUGAGGGUUCUGCAGAUGAUGCAUGGGACGAUUAAGGUGGUAAAGUCUCUACUACUUUUCCAUGACUCUGCGGUACCACUAGAGUUUUAAACAAGAAAAAGAAAAAAAAAGAUAUCUCAUUAUUGAAAUGUGAUAGCAUUGCAAUAAGAAGGUGAAGUAGGUUGAGAGAGAGAGGUUGGUAGAUACCAUAGGCUGCUGCUCUGCUGUGUAUAAUCUGAUGCAUCUGCAUUUCAAACUUGGUUUUUUUUUUUUAGGACGUGGACUUGCUUUAUUACUACUUAUAAACUACAAAACAAAAUCCCUCCAAUUUUGUCUCAUGUACAUGUACUUUGCUUUCUCAUCCAUGCUUUUUGGUGACUAUUUAUUUACUUAUUAUUUUUUUUUUUUUUGUAAGGGU
Lactuca saligna is the source of this 2132-nucleotide messenger RNA. Lineage: Eukaryota; Viridiplantae; Streptophyta; Magnoliopsida; Asterales; Asteraceae. The record is from the annotation of a GenBank genome assembly.